Molecule: messenger RNA, 4089 nt
Organism: Anopheles maculipalpis
Lineage: Eukaryota; Metazoa; Arthropoda; Insecta; Diptera; Culicidae
Gene: f
Exons: 11
Coding region: 1-4089 (1362 amino acids)
Biological process (GO): actin filament bundle assembly
Cellular component (GO): cytoplasm
Molecular function (GO): actin filament binding
Source: RefSeq, a predicted model, not a curated record
AUGACCUCGAUUGAGCGUCCAGCCGGAGGUGCGCUCGCGUUGCACUAUGCAGCGGCCCGCGGUUGCCUCGAUUGCGUACGCCUGCUCACCGAAGCCGCACCGGACAUUAGCGCCAACACGCAAAUGGACAACGAUGUGACACCGGUGUAUCUGGCCGCGCAGGAAGGUCAUCUGGAGGUGCUGAAGUUUCUAGUGCUGGAAGCGGGCGGUUCGCUGUACGUGCGGGCUCGCGACGGCAUGGCACCGAUACAUGCGGCCUCGCAGAUGGGAUGUCUCGAUUGCCUCAAGUGGAUGAUUGAAGAUCAAGCAGUUGAUCCUAACUUACGCGACGGUGACGGUGCCACACCACUGCAUUUCGCCGCCUCCCGCGGACAUCUGAGCGUGGUGCGGUGGUUACUAAAUCAUGGCGCCAAGCUGUCGCUGGAUAAGUACGGCAAAAGCCCUAUCAACGAUGCGGCCGAAAAUCAGCAGGUCGAGUGUUUGAACGCGCUGGUACAGCAUGGCAACAUCAACGGGGUGGGUGGAGGUGACGCACCGGACAGUCAAACUUCACCGAAGCAGCACCGCCAUCAGCUGCACGACGCCUACCAGUCGCAGGUACUGCCGGGCGGUCCCGGAUCACUGCCAAAGCAGGCGCGCGUUUCGCGCAAAAGCUCCGCAGGGAACCAUGGUCGUCCGGGGAAACCGCUGGUCGGUGGACAUGGUCACAACCAUCACAGCAAUACAAUGAUGUCGACGAAAUCUUCUACCGGCAGUUCUGACUCGGAACCGUUUUACCUACACCCACCGACCAUACGCAAAACGAAGGACGGCCUGUACGCUAGACAGUCGCCGGACAGCUAUUACGGUCCAGUGCUGCCGAACGAUGGAGUGUACGUGAAUCCGAUGCGUCGCGGUUCUUCGACACCGCCGAGUCCGAGUGGCAGCAUUUCCGGUGAAUCCUUCUUUCUGCACGACCCGCAGGAGGUGAUUUACAACCGCGUGAAGGAUCUGUUUGAUGCGGACAGUACGCUAAAGGAGGAUAAGAUCGUCAACAAUCGAUCAAUCGUGCAAGCUGAGGUACAUUCAAGUAGCAGCGGUGCUGCCAGUGGUUCCGAUGAGGAUCUCUCUGUAUCAUCGUCACACUCCGGCGGUGAUGGCGGAGGAGGCGGCGGUGGCGGUGGUGGCAGUGGUGCUGGUAUGGGAGGUGUAGGAGGUACGGGCGGAAGUUGUGGUCCCGGACCUGGCAUCGAGCUGAUCAACGGCAAUCUCACCAAGGCCUCGAACGUGAACAGUAGCGCCACCAGCCACGAGCACGACUACGAGGACAUCUAUCUGAUGCGCGAGGAAACGCAGUACGUUGGCGGUACGCCGAACAGGAGUGCAAUCGGCCGUAGCCGGUCCCGGGACAGUGGUUCGCACAGCCGGUCGGCCAGUGCGAGCUCGAACCGCAGCGACGUCGUGCUGCAGCUCACCGGCAACGGCAACAGUAAUCAGCCAUCCCUGGUGAGCAACAACAAGGAGCAUAUGUUGCUGGCAAAGCGCAACAACCUACUGUACGAGCAGCAGCGCAGCCAGCAGGGCACGAAACCCUUGCCGAACAAAUCCAUCUACAACAUGGGCAAGGGCACCAAAGGCUCGAACCACCCGUACCCGGGGAUGGUUUCGCAGCGCAAGCACGCGGACGACUACUCCAGCAGCACGCUGCGCUCGUCCUGCACCGUCGACAACGCGUACGAGAGCGUCUGUUCGCCGGAGGACGUGUACGAGCGGGCGGCCGAGAUGGGGCUCGGCGGCAAGCAGCAUCCGCCGCACGCCAAGUCACACCAGCCGCCGCACGCGUUCGCGGGAGCAAAUGGAGCAACCGUUAGCGCGAAUGGUGCCACUAACGGUACCGGUGCUCAUGCAGCAGCCACGUCGUCCGCACCGUCCGCAUCGUCAGCCAUACGAAACGGGCCGACGCAGCUGAAUGAAGAAAAUGAAAAUGCAGGACCACCACCGCCACCACUUCCACCACCGCUGAAGGCAAGCAACUACGGACAUAUCGGGCACGGUGCACAUCCAGCAGCGGCCGCUGCAGCUGCGGCAGCUGCAGCCGCCGCUGCCGUUGCCGCCGCCACACUAAUUGGCGGAUCUCGCGAUGGUUACGAUUAUACGAAAAAUUCGCGCAACGCAUACGACCAGCAGACCGUGCCGGCGGCGUACAGCGAGCAGCAACAGUACCUUAACGUGCCGCACAAGCGCCUACUGCACCGGGACGGCGGUGGACAUAUGGAGGGCGGUGAGCACCAUAACGCCGAACAUCAGGAUUCUGAUUCCGGGCUGGAGGUGCUAGAGGAGUCCACGCUCAAACCGUCCGAUCUGAUACGCGGCAAUCACAACCGUAGUAUGUCUAUUAUUUCUGCGAAUAAGAAAGCCAAACUAAUUCAAGCCAACGGCAGCGCUGGCGGUAGUGGCGGAGGCGGCGGCAGCAGCAACCUACAUAGCCUAUGUGCGGCGGAAAACAGCUUACCAUACGGCUCCAAGACAUCCCGUACCGGAGCAGCAACGUCAGUCGACGACCAGCACUGCCAUCAGCAACAUCACCAUCAACCGCGGCUGGUCAACGUCCAGCCGGUACCAACAAGCAACCAUCAGCAGCAUCAGCAGGGACAUCCGGGACCGAACCUGGUAAACAAGCAGCUAGUGCUACCGUUCGUGCCACCCAGCUUCCCGAAUGGUACCGGUGACGGUUCCAACCAUCUGAUCAAACCGUCAGAAUAUCUGAAAAGCAUCAGCGACAAGAAAUCCAAUGCAGGCUCGCAAAGAUCAUCUGACACGGAGGAUUAUAUGCCAUUGAACACGGCCCUGAUUGUGCAGGCGGGAUCGGAACCACCGAAACCGCCCCCACCGCCCCCCGCACCGCCCCUCCUUUCCCUGCACAGCGCAAUCCUGUCCGGUUCGGCCACGCUACAAUCCGCGCUGUCGCACCACAGCACCACCGGUGGCGCACGGUCCGGCGAACCGGCGCCCGGCGAUAAGGCCCCACAGCACAGUGGCGGGGCGCAUCCGCCGCCACCACCACCCCCGCAGGAUACCGACAUCCGGAAGCUGCAUCAGCCACUGUCGGCGAUCUCGAUCCAGGACCUGAACAGUGUGCAGCUGCGCCGCACGGACAAGAUGCUCGCGAAGACGUACUCCGCGCCGACGCGCAGCAUCAGCAUGCAGUGCCUGUCCAGCACGAGCGAGCAGUUCCUGUCGCAGAAGACGGACCUCAUAGCGGAGCUGAAGCUGUCGAAAGACAUUGCCGGCGUGAAGAAGAUGAAGGUGGAGCGGGCAAAGCUGGAGGACCGGCAGGCAAACGAGGUGUACUCGGAGGUGACGCGCCAGUUUACUGCACAGAACUACGUCGAUCAGCCUUAUCAUACAGCUGAUAAGAUCUUUCAGGUACCGGAGCGCGACAACGCCGGCAACAUCAUACCGGACUGGAAGCGACAGAUGCUGGCAAAGAAGGCGGCCGAAAAGGCGAAGAAAGAGUUCGAGGAGCGGUUAGCGCGGGAAGCGGAGGACCGCCGGCUGUCCGCCAUUCCGAAAUGGAAGCGCGACCUGAUCGCACGCAAGGAGGAGGCAGAGAACAAACUGAAAUCGUCCAUAUACACACCAAAAGUAGAGGAACCCCAGCGCCGGUCAGACACAUGGCGCAACCGGAUCACGCAACGGGCCAUGUCGAUCGAUAACAUUAGCUCGUACGGUGCGGAAUCGGAACCGGGCAUGCUGCGCUACAACAAGGAAAACCAGUACCAGUACCCGUCCAUCAACAAUGGGUCUGGGGGCAUCGGUGGUGGUCACUUUGGCCAGUCGAACGGUGCCGGUCCUGGCAAACCAUCACCGAACAACGGUGGUACGGCCGGCGGUACGGGCAACGGGACGAUGGCACCACGCUGCUCGAUGGAGAACAUCAGCAAUGGCAAGCUGGAGGGUGGUACGGCACACGGCUAUCAUCUGCCCGAUAUGGCACCGUCCACGCCGAGCGAAUCUGUGUGUGCCAACGAUGACGAUGACAGUGAGCAGAUUAUCCCGUGGCGAGCACACCUGCGAAAAACGAACAGUCGACUUUCGCUCAUCGGCUAG